UGGAGUUUCCCGAUGUCAGUCAACAGCAGCUUUGCCACCACUUCUCCUGAUUCUCGACUCCGCUGCUGCUGCACUUGGCGACCAUAUCGGCCGUCAGGGAAAGAAAUGCCAACGGGAUGAGGGGAUCGUAGGCCAUGUAAAUACAAAGUAUCAAAUGUUUACGACUUCAUCGACAAACCGAUGCGCAGUUUGCUUUUCGAUUAUCGCAGUUAUGCUCCCGGUCGUCUCCCGUCCGUCUGUUUUAUCCAGCGCCGCGUCUAGCCUCGGGAAAAUGUACCCGACUAUUCUUGAUAGCAUUUUUUUCGCAAACAAAAGAAGACACCUGAAAAAACAAUAAAAGAGCACGACAGAAGGAUCGUUCCAGGUGCCCCCACCUCAUGGAGAAGGUUGGCAAGGUGUGGAGCAACCUGAAGAGAGGGUGUCAGUCUCUGCUUCACACAGAUGGGGGUUCUCGUGUUGAAACAUCGCCACAGCUUCAACCGCAAACAGAUACAGUGUGCCAUAGUGUGGACAGAGCCCAGGGAGAUAUCACCCUAGAGGCCAACAGUCCCUCUAGCAGUGUAGCAGCACUUCCUCUAGUGGCAUGGAGGACCAGUGGGAGUGUGACACGACGGGGCCAUAACUGUGUAGCAGAUGUACCCCAGAUACUGGAGAUCACUGUCGAGCAGGAUGCUGAUGAUGCUCGUGCUCCACUGGGAGCCCGCAGAGACUCCUAUUCACGUCAUGCACCUUGGAGCGGAAAAAAGAGACACUCUUGUUCUACUAAGGCUCAGAGUUCUCUAGAAACCACAGACCGGCAAUCAGGCCGGUCUCGGCGCAGACAUGGGACUGGUAACAGCCCAGAGGAGUUGGAGUCAGGGACAACACGUUCAAUUCGCCAGCAAAUCCAUGAUACUGUGGGCCUAUGCCUCCCACUACGCUCAUCUUCUCGAAAUACUCACCUUCCACCACCCAAACGCAAAAUACAAAUUACGGAGCUGAUGCUGGAGACAUGCCCAUUUGCACCAGGAUCAGACCUUGCCAGAAAGUGGCACCUUAUUAAACAACACACUGCACCCAUCAACAUGAUUCCAUUGGAUUCAUCUUCUGAUGCAUGUGGUGCUACCUGUGCAUCCCCGGAAGAUGAAGAGGAGCGUUUGCGAGAAAGAAGGCGACUUAGCAUUGAGGAGGGUGUGGACCCACCUCCAGAUGCUCAGAUCCACACAGUGGAGGCCAUCACAGCCCCCUUAGCUUCUCUUUAUAAGCUAGGACCGAAGCUUGCUCCAGGAAUGGGUGAGGCCGUAGGCGAUAGUCGAGGUGCAGCAGCAGCAGCUAACUGUGACUCUGAGGACGAUGAAACCACCACACUUUGCUUGCAAGCUCGCAAACCCAAGCAGUGGCAUGCUUCAGGAGAGGGCCAUCUGAGCAGCAAGCAACCGGGUCCUUGGAAAGUGCACACCCAGAUUGACUAUAUUCACUGCUUGGUUCCAGAUCUGCUGCAGAUCACAGCCCUUCCCUGUUACUGGGGUGUGAUGGACCGUUACGAGGCUGAAGCAUUGCUAGAUGGUCGACCAGAGGGAACUUUUUUGCUGCGUGACUCUGCUCAGGAAGACUACCUAUUUUCUGUUAGCUUCCGCAGAUAUGGUCGUUCGCUACACGCACGCAUUGAGCAAUGGAAUCACAACUUCAGCUUUGAUGCACACGACCCCUGCGUGUUCCAUGCAGCCACUGUCACCGCACUCUUGGAGCACUACAAGGACCCUAGCGCUUGCAUGUUUUUUGAGCCAUUGCUCACUGUGCCUCUGCACCGGACCUUCCCAUUUGGCCUGCAAAGCCUGGCUCGAGCUGCAAUUUGCCAUGGGAUCACCUACGAUGGCAUCGGGGCACUACCACUGCCCCCUGCUCUGCAGGACUACCUCAGGGAGUAUCACUAUAAACAGAGGGUGCGUGUACGCUGGCUUGAGCGAGAGCCGGUCAAGGCCAAGUGAGGCAGGCUAGAUACUGUACUUCUCAUCUCUCCAUCGAGUAAUUCAUUCAUCACUUUGCAGAGGUGGAAGAAUUACACACUUUUUGGGAAGGGGUCUGAUGUUUGGGGUUGGAAGUAAGGAGGGACCUGAAACUGAACACUAUAAGUUUCUAUCAUUUUUUUUUUGUUAUCACUCUAACAAACAAAGUUACAUAUACAGGCUCUCCAGAGUGCACAUUUCACUACAGCUUCUGGACUAGAAUGAAGCAGCAGAGGUCUUAGUCUCAUUUUCUUUCUUCCUUAGUUCCCAUGGCUGUGUUCUAAGGGGGAUCUGCAGAUUCAGCUAUUUUCAUGCCUCUCCACCCUUUAACAGCUUGACUGGUUUAUAGCCAUUGGUUUAUAGCCAUUUCACUUUUUUCUUUCUGUUGUACCAUUCACCUCCUUGCCUCCCCAUAAUUCCCUUGUAUUGAAAUUGCAUCACAAGUGUUUAUUUAAAGUAACAUUGUGGACAAAUUCUGAGGGGAGAGGAGAAGUUCGGUGAUGUCCAUUUAUUGCUUUUUCCAGCUUCUUUCAUCAUCAUUAGAUUUCAUGGUGCUCUGUCAGUGAUUCUCAUGGUAACGUUCUGUGCUCAUUCCGCAGUUUAGAGGAGGAGGCAUUCAGGAGCAGGAAAAACUCUAGAAAGACUUUCCCCCUGCUAAAAGAAAGGCAGAAGAGAUCCAUGAAAGAUAGUUUAAACUAUGUGUCCAGAUAGCUUUUUGGAAUGCAUUGCAGUGGAGAGAAGGGCUCUGUGACGUUUUGCUUCCUUGCGCUUCUGGGAAGCUGUAAGGACAAUGGUGCACAAUGUGACGUGGUGUGAUGUGAGAGCGCUUGGUUUUCAAAAAACAUAGUUACUCACACUCUGCGUUCUGUUGCUGUAUGUAUGUUUUGUAAUCAUUAAUUCCUACCACUAAUUGCACAGGGGGUGACUAAUUCUGUAUCGUCUUUUUUGUAUUGUUGUGAAUGGUCUAUUGGUGUCCUGGAAGUUGGGCGCUGAUUGAGAGCACUUUAACUUAACUGUGCUUAUGUUAGUGGGUGCAGCAGAGGCAAUACAUAAACCUGCUACACUGGGACCAUUGUUGUCAGGCGUAAACAUCCUCCUAUAUAGGAAUAAACACUAUAAUCUCACUUUGUCUAAACCACAUUGCUCUAGAGAGGACAGACUAAGAUUUGAGGUUUCCCAUCAGUGCCAAUGGCUUUGGGUCAAGCUGGCUUGUUUUGUGAGCCUGUUUAAUAUGAUUUUAAUUAAGGGAUGUUUUUUAAUACUUACCGAGUUGUACAUUUAAGUGUUUCAGAUUGUUUCUGAAAGCGUCCAGGGGGAAGUUCAGAGUUCAAAUUGAGUACGUUCACAUUGAUUCCCCUGGCCAAGACCAGCGCCUUGAUCACAUCGCUAGUUUCUUUGACAAAAGUGAGUCAUUUCAAACUCCAUAUCUUGUUUGAAUGGCAGAGAAACGAAUAUUUGCCCAUUCUCUUAGUCUCAAAAAAAGAUAGAUCACUUAAGCAGUGUGCCUUCAUACAUCUAAAAUUUGUGAGUAACAAACAGUGGUCCAAUUGGAAGAGAAUUUUUCCAAUGACUGUUUCUGCACUGAAUGUCAUGAAAUGGCUCCAUGAAACAUCAUCUUCAUGGACCUGGUGCUGAUGUAUGAUGUGUUUUUGAGUAGAGCUAGGGAUAUGACUAUUGACUCCCUCAACUUUCAUAUUUUAUUUCAGUUGACGAGAUCAGGUACAACUCCCAAAUGCAAAGCUCAGGCUCGAAACAGCAGUGUGACUAUAACCAGCAACCAGCUUUGUGUAUGUGUGUAUGUUGCACUGCCCCUGACCUUCUUGUCAAGACUUCAGCUGGCAUGAAACGUUUUGUGUUAUCUGCUCCUCCCGAGAAACACUAAUCACAGCCUAUCCUGAUGCAUUUAAAGUCUUCCUGCACAUUAUCCCGUUGAGUCAUUUUUUUCUUGCACAAGAAAAAGGUGCCAUGGUCAUACUAGGAAUAAAUACAAAGACAAAAGGAAGGAUCUUUGGGGCAACUCUCAGUGGUAUGAAUUGAUCUCCCUCACCCCAUUUGGAAGGUGUGGGUGAACGUAGUGCAAUUUAGACAGAGCUUUAGCUUGGAUUAUAGUGGUGAAGCAGGUUUCAGGUUGACAUGGCAUCUGAAGGGGCCAGCUGUCCUGCUCAUCUGUAAAAGUGUAAUGCUUGGCUUUGCUCCAGACACUCCUUACUGCACUAACUUAUGAAACUUGACUAGUACCUACCUAUACCUGUACCAAUUUUCAUCAGGGCUGGAAUAUAUGCUCAGUCAGAUGGGGGUAGAGAAGCGGAUUAUGCUGCCUCUUCUCUCCACCUUAGUUUCCCUAGUUUUACUUAAGACAUAUUGGAUUAAAAUAGAUAUCUAUCUAUAUAUAUAUAUAUAUUGAUACAGAUUUUAAAAUGAAAUAUUUUUAAUAGUAGUAACUGUAAAAAAAAUGCAAUAAUGUUCUUGGGCUUAGCUAUAAUGGUGACCCAUAUGAAAACCAAUGUGAAUUGUUUGAGAAGUUGGUUUCCUUUGAAAUCACCUUUAGGUUAAAGUCAUCCUGUUCACAUCAUGACAGCAAUGGAUCUAGUGCAAUGCCAUUGAAAGGUGUGUGAGAGAAGCUAUAGAUUAAUGUGACCAAAGGUUUAAGUUUGGUGAAUAAUUGUCAGAGUGAUCAGAAACCAUCCUAACAAAGUAAUUGCAAAAUUGACUCGAAUCACAGGUGCUAAUUGGCUCAUUGUGUGAAUUUGCUUCACUUACUUUCAGAAGUGCCUUUUCUUAAAUUUUACACCCUUUUCUGAAGUAACCCAACUCAAGUAGCCCCCAGUUUAGUUCAAUUUCAUCUUGCGGCAAAUGAAAGCAUAAUUCCUUAUUGUAGAAAACGCGACUAAAAAUAUAAGCGUUAAUUUAGAGUUUUUAUAGAAGUGUGUAGUGUUCUGCGACGAAUUUGAAAUUAUCACAAAGAAAUGGUGUACACAAAGCUUUCAGUCCCCCAUAUUUUAGUAACAAUGUUAUUAUUAAGGUAUGUUCUUGAUCUUUGUUAACCAGAUCAAUAUAGUUAAAUGUAAUUUAUGAAAUAUUUCUAGACCACCAGGUCUAUUCAGAUUGACUUAAGUCAGGGAUGUCCAAACUCAGUCCUGGAGGGCCGGUGUCCUGCUGAGUUUAGCUCCAACUUGCACAUCUGCCAGGAAGUUUCUAGUAUAUCUAGUAAGGCCCUAGCUGGUUCAGGUGUGUCUGGUUAGGGUUGAAGCUAAACUCUCCAGGACACCGGCCCUCCAGGACCGAGUUCGGACAUCCCUGACUUAAGUGAUCGGACAGCACAUGAAUAAUGUGUAUGGAUGGAGACUAUCACAGAUCUCAAAACCGAAUGAAAGGUCAUGAUUUUCAGACGAUACGCUAAGGUUUGGAUUGGCAGUGUGUUGAUGUCAGUAGCCUAACUUGGGAAGCUGAGAUUUCUUAGAAAAUAACAAGACUGUGUUAAAAUGUUAGAGAGAAUGUUGCAAGCCAUUUUGUGUGCAGAGCCUUGCACAGUAUACCAACAGGAAACGUUUUCUGUUCAGUGUUCUUCAACCCAUUUCUGUACACAAACUAGAGGGAGGUUCAGCAAUCUUUGGACAGGAAUAAAGACUGACUUGUUCAAUUCUGGUUGGAUCUUUUUCAGAUCCAAUACAUCAUAAGCAUCACCCAUUUAAAAUGGUGUAUGCACAUUUGUUUUCGAGGAAGGGACUGAUGGUGGAACCGAGUGUCAUUGUUACAGCAAUUGACAACGAUCAUUCGUGAGAUGACUCUUGAGCCAUCCAUGACCUUCCUCUUUAUUUCUUAUUUGACCCUUGGGAGUAAACCCUCAAUACACUUCCUGAAAUAGGGACUGUGGGUUCUGUGGAGUGACGUGGAUAUCACUGUCUCUCACCUUCUUAUACGUUAAUUAUUAUUAUUUUUUAUACACUGCCCGAGGUUCGUACUGUACAUUGUAAUUACUCGCACUCGGCGUCCUCUCUCUAUGUCAUCGUUCCUUCUUUCUCUCUUAUGUACAGUUAUUGGUCCCUACUCCCAGGCUGUUACUAAGUUGCUCUGUUGUAAUCUUUUGUUUGACUUUGGGUUACAGUUUGCUGUUCUUGUGGGGGAGCAGAAGCAUGCCCCCCUUUCACCAGUAGCUGUCACUCUUGGUGCUCUUGGCUUAUGCUUCAUUGUCUUAAAAUUCAAAAAUAAAAGUGUUGUAUGUGUAA
This is a messenger RNA of Danio aesculapii, 6211 nucleotides long. It is a transcript of the gene socs5a, whose product is annotated as suppressor of cytokine signaling 5a. Gene Ontology annotation, biological process: phosphatidylinositol phosphate biosynthetic process; intracellular signal transduction. Gene Ontology annotation, cellular component: phosphatidylinositol 3-kinase complex. NCBI's taxonomy places the organism in Eukaryota, Metazoa, Chordata, Actinopteri, Cypriniformes, Danionidae. Gene Ontology annotation, molecular function: 1-phosphatidylinositol-3-kinase regulator activity. Bases 378 to 1967 code for a protein of 529 amino acids. The record is from RefSeq and is a predicted model, not a curated record. The transcript has 2 exons.